Messenger RNA from Gilbertella persicaria, 2436 nucleotides. Its product is annotated as Sac2 family-domain-containing protein. NCBI's taxonomy places the organism in Eukaryota, Fungi, Mucoromycota, Mucoromycetes, Mucorales, Choanephoraceae. Gene Ontology annotation, biological process: Golgi to vacuole transport; endocytic recycling; retrograde transport, endosome to Golgi. The transcript has 12 exons. The coding region runs from base 120 to 2219 and encodes 699 amino acids. Gene Ontology annotation, molecular function: syntaxin binding. The record is from RefSeq and is a predicted model, not a curated record. Gene Ontology annotation, cellular component: GARP complex.
UGUUGAUACAGUCAAUGCUUUAAAGAUACGUUUGCUUAUGGUGUAAGAGAUUUAUUUAUUUAUUUAUUUUUUGUUCUCUGAGAUUUUUAUUUUUAUUUUUUAUAUUAUUUAUUUUCAUCAUGUCUUUGGCGAGUCCUUUAAAAGAACUCGAUAUUUUAUUAGAAGAUACUACUGAGGAUAAUAAGAUACAAUUGUCUGAAAGUGAAGAUGAAGAUGAUUUCAAUCACAUUCCCUUUGACCAAGUGGAUGAUCAAAUAUUGGCAUUUCAAGAAGAUGCCAUUGUAAGUCAGGCACUGGAGAACGAAAUGGACCUGAGAGAAUAUGCUAGACAAAUAGCGCAAGAGAAAAUAGCAGUACAACGCGACCUUGAGAACAACUAUCUACAACAUGUCGCCUCGUUUGUGGAUCUGCAUUCUCAAAUUCAGUCGUGUGAUGAAGUGUUGGGUCGCAUGGAAGAAUUACUCAGUGUGUUCCAAACCGAUUUGGGUCAUAUCAGUGGAGAAAUUCAAAGUCUACAACAACAAUCGACCCAGAUGAGUAUCAAACUCAAGAAUAGAAAAACAGUUGAAUCACGAUUAGGAAAAGCAUUACAAGGCAUGGUGAUUCCUCCAUAUGUGAUCAAGAAAAUCACAGAAGAUGAUGUCGAUGAAGUAUGGCUUGAAUAUCUAUUGAUGAUCAACAAACAAAUGCGAUUUGUCAAGGCCAAUCAACACCGACCCAUCAAAGCUUUACGCAAUGUAGGACCUGAACUUGAAAAACUUCGUUUAAAAGCAGUAGCCACCAUUCGUGAUUUCUUUGUAGCCAAGAUCCAGUUGUUGAGUACACCCAAUGCCAAUAUUCAAAUCAUGCAACAGUCUGUAUUUCUGAAAUACAAGGAAAUGAAUUACUUUGUAUUGGAAAGACAUCAUGAAGCAGCCAAAGAAAUCAAACAAACGUAUAUCAAUGCAUUAAGAUGGUAUUUCCAAAACCAUUUUGAAAGAUACAGUAAAGGACUUCAACGAUUACAGACAAUAUCAGCAGACAAGUCAGACUUGAUAGGUGUUGAAGAAAACAUUCGAAAAGGUGGAUUGUUUGGUACAAAAGCACCCUUAAGAGACAAGGCGAAUUUGUUUUCUUUAGGAGAUCGUAGUGAUACAUUAAGAAUGCAAGAUCCAGGCGUCAUUCUUGUUCAUGUAGCAGAAGCGAAAGAACAGCGCUAUCAAUUUGAACAAUUGUUUCGAAGCUUUAAUCUCACAUUGAUUGACAAUGCUAGUUCAGAAUAUUUGUUUAUAUACGAGUUCUUUUCGCGUGAUUCAAGAACGGCUGCAGAUACAGCCAAAAGUAUGUUUCAACACAUCUUUGAAUCCACAGAGAAAGUGGGGUUGAACUUUACCAAGAAUUACAUUGAGAAUUCAUUUGAUGCUGUUGGGAUUUUGUUGUGUAUUCGAAUCAAUACACAAUUAGCACUUGAAUUACAGAGAAGAAGAGUACCUGCAUUAGAAGGCUAUAUGAAUGCAACCAAUAUGCUUUUUUGGCCUCGAUUCCAGUAUAUCAUGUCACUUCAUAUUGAAAGUGUCAAGAAAAUGUUUCAUAACAAGUCAGCCAUUAGUGCAGUCAAAGAUAUUCGACCUCAUUAUAUUACUAGAAGAUAUGCUGAAUUUGCAGCCUCUUUGCUUGUGCUGAAUGAUGGUUAUGAUGAUCCUAUUCUUACCAAGAGUGUCAAAAAAUUACGUGAUGAAUUUGAAGCUGUCUUGUCUCGUAUGUCACAUGAAUUUCAAGAAUCACCUAAACGAAUUGCAUUUCUCAUUAAUAAUUAUGAUCUUAUUAUUUCUGUAUUUCAAGAAACACAUAGUCGAGCAGUGGAUGCAGAAUUAGAUUACAUGAAACAACUGUUGGCUUUACAGACAAGUGCUUUUGUGGAUGAGCAACUGAAGCCUUACUUUGGUGCCAUGAUACAGCUCACCAAGGCAUCAGGUCCCAUUGAAAUACCAGACUUGGAACGCAUCUCUGCUCAUUUCAGUCAAACAUGGCGACAAUCACUGAAAUCCAUCAAUGCCUCUGUCAUUCAAUACUUUUCCAACUUUAAGAAUGGUACCAUUGUACUCCAUGCUGUGCUUGGUCAAUUGAUUGUGUAUUAUACUAAAUUUGUCAGUCUUGUGGAAAAGCAUGCUGCUCGUAUCCAACCAGUGGGUGUCCAGACAGUCAUGGUGGAGAUCAAAAAGUUUCGAAGUACUUUUUAGAACCCACAACUCGGAUAGUGUCUCUUUUAUCUUAAAAAGAGCUUGGGACCGGCAAACAAGAGGGUUUACCGAGUGUGGACACGCGAUGAAGAUUUUUAUGUUUAUCUAAUAAAAUGAAAAUUUAUCUUUUGUUUGUUACGCCACAACUAUUUGAAUGACACCAUCUUUUUUUUUCCUUUCUUUAUUUCAAGCCCAGGAAACAUGACAUAAACUCCCC